AUGCUCAACGCUGAACGUUUUGGGGUUCUCAAGAGCACAUUUCCCUACGCCAAAGAGUCGAUCUCUUGGGUCGUCCCCCUCGCAAAGCCUCUGCCUCGAUGGAAGAGCCUCAUUAAGGUCUUCCCGGCCUCUUUCCCGAAAAUGCCUCAGAGAUUAACUCCUAGGUUUCUUGUUGCAAUUUUCUUGAUAUAUUCAAUGGUUGUGAACACAGCAUAUCGCACAUUCCUCAUCACUGACAUUACACAUCCUAUGUACGAGCACCAGAUGUCAAGUGUGGAGGAAAUUCUGAACUCUGGCAUUCAAUAUGGAUUUCAUCCCAAUAUGAAGAAAUUUUUCAACGAUGAUACUACAUUGUCAUUCGGAGUCCGCGGCUGGUCGAGAGCAGACCUCCCGGGCGCUACGCUCGCGCGCGCGAAGUUAAAUUGA
Bacillus rossius redtenbacheri is the source of this 426-nucleotide messenger RNA. RefSeq lists its product as uncharacterized. The record is from RefSeq and is a predicted model, not a curated record. Bases 1 to 426 code for a protein of 141 amino acids. The transcript has 3 exons. Lineage: Eukaryota; Metazoa; Arthropoda; Insecta; Phasmatodea; Bacillidae.